Calypte anna (Anna's hummingbird) is the source of this 2488-nucleotide messenger RNA. Its product is annotated as zinc finger protein 850-like. The transcript is spliced from 3 exons. The record is from RefSeq and is a predicted model, not a curated record. Lineage: Eukaryota; Metazoa; Chordata; Aves; Apodiformes; Trochilidae.
CUCCACUUUCACCCACAGGAAGACUGAUGUAGGUUUUGGCUGCCUUCACCCCACAGAAAUCUCUCCUCUACUUUGUCACUGCACUAUGGCUUCUUUCAUAGGCACAGGGUGACUCCAUCGGGGCAAAAAGCUCUCUGGGUACCCCAAAGAUCAGACAGCUUUUGGUCACAGUUUGACAUGAGUGAAAAAUCAUUGAAUCCAUCCAGGAGAAAAAUUUGGCAUCGUCCAGGCACAUGGUAAAAGGUUUAGGAUCUGCUUGGUCGAUCUCCACCAUCAGAAAAUCCAUCAGGGUGAGAGACCCCAGAGAUGUCCUGUCUGCAGAAGAUGGUUUAGCGACAGCUCGGAUCUGAUCCAACGGUGACACCAUCACACAGGCACCAUGUCCUACACCUGCCCUGACUGCAGGAAAGGUUUUAGCAGGAGAUCCAAUUUUAUCCAGCCUCAAUGGAUCCAUAUGGGUGAGAAACCCUUUAAAUGUUCCAAGUGUGGGAAGGAGUUUACCCAGAAUUCCCAUUUAUCACAGCAUCUCCGCAUCCACACAGGAGAGAGACCCUAUAAGUGUCUGGAGUGUGGGAAGGAGUUUACCUGGAGUUCCAGUUUAUCAGAGCAUCAACGGAUCCACAUGGGGGAGAAAACCUAUAAAUGUUUUGCAUGUGGGAAGGACUUUUCCCAGAGUUCCUCUUUAUCACGCUAUCACCCCAUCCAUACAGGAGAGAGAUCCUCUAAGUGUCUGGAGUGUGGGAAGGUUUUUUCCCACAGUUCCAAUAUAUCAACACAUCAUCGCAUCCACACAGGAGAGAAGUUGUAUCCCUGCACUCACUGUGGGAAGGUCUUCAACAUCAACACCUCCUGGAUUCGUCACCAGCAUGUCCACACUGAGGAAAAACUCUACACGUGUCCCUGGUGUGGGAAGGGCUUCCCAGCCAGCUGGGGUCUCACCCAACAUCUAGGGAUCCAUACGGGUGAACGUCCCUACAAGUGUCCUGAGUGUGGGAAGAGCUUUGCCAGGAGCUCUGAUGUCAUCAGGCAUCGUCUCCUCCACACAGGAGAGAAACCCUACUCGUGUCCCCACUGCUGCAAGAGCUUCAGGCGAAGCUCCCAUUUGCUGAAUCAUCAGCGCCUCCAUAGGGGUGAUCGACCCUAAAGCUGCUCCCAGUGUGAGAAGAGUUUUAGCUGGAGAUCAGGUUUUAUCCUUCAUCAGCAGAUCAAUACGGGUGAGAAGCCCUUUAAAUGUUCUGAGUGUGGGAUGGAGUUUACCCGAAAUUCCCAUUUAUCACAGCAUCUCCGCAUCCACACGGGAGAGAGACCCUAUAAGUGUCUGGAGUGUGGGAAGGAGUUUACCCGGAGUUCCUGUUUAUCAGAGCAUCACCGCAUCCAUACAGGAGAGAAGUUGUAUCCCUGCACUCACUGUGAGAAAGCCUUCAACAGGAGCACCUCUUGGAUUAAUCACCAACAUGUCCAGACUGGGGAAAAACCCUACACGUGUCCCCAGUGUGGGAAGGGCUUCACAGACAGCUCGGGUCUCACCCAACACCUACGGAUCCACAGGGGUGAAUGUCCCUACAAGUGUCCUGAGUGUGGGAAGGGCUUUAUAAGGAGGUCAAAUCUCACCCAACACCUACAGAUCCAUACAGGUGAACGUCCUUACACCUGUCCUCAGUGUGGGAAGGGCUUCACAGACAGCUCUUCUUUCACCGAACAUCUACGGAUCCAUACGGGUGAACGUCCCUACAAGUGUCCUGAGUGUGGGAAGGGCUUCCGUCAAAGCUCCCAUUUGAAGAACCAUCAGCGCCUCCAUACCCGCACCAUGUCCUACACCUGCCCUGACUGCGGGAAAGGUUUUCGAUGGAGAUCAGAUUUCAUCAAGCAUCAACGGAUCCAUACGGGUGAGAAACCCUUUAAAUGUUCUGAGUGUGGGAAGGAGUUCGGCCAGAGUUCCCAUUUAUCACAGCAUCGCCACAUCCACACAGGAGAGAGACCCUAUAAGUGUCUGGAGUGUGGGAAGGAGUUUUCCCAAAGUUCCAGUUUAUCACAGCAUCGCCGCAUCCACACGGGAGAGAAACCCUAUAAGUGUCUGGAGUGUGGGAAGGAGUUUACCCAGAGUUCCCACUUAUCACAGCAUCACCACAUCCACACGAGAGAAAAACCCUAUAAGUGUCUGGAGUGUGGGAAGGAGUUUACCCAGAGUUCCCACUUAUCACAUCAUCACCGCAUCCACACAGGAGAGAAGUUGUAUCCCUGCACUCACUGUGGGAAAGCCCUCAGUAGUAGCACCUCUUGGAUUAAUCACCAACAUGUCCACACUGGUGAAAAACCCUACACGUGUUCCCAGUGUGGGAAGGGCUUCACAGCCAGCUCGAGUCUAACCCAACACCUACGGAUCCAUACGGGUGAACGUCCUUACAAGUGCCCUGAGUGUGGGAAGAGCUUCCGUUCCCGCUCCCACUUGAAAAACCAUGACCGCCUCCAUGCCGGUGAAAAACAUUAA